Menidia menidia (Atlantic silverside) is the source of this 5420-nucleotide messenger RNA. The record is from the annotation of a GenBank genome assembly. NCBI's taxonomy places the organism in Eukaryota, Metazoa, Chordata, Actinopteri, Atheriniformes, Atherinopsidae.
CGGACUGUGCUCGCCGUGCUACGUUCAGUUCAGGUGCCUGACGUCUAAUGAAGUGGAAGUUUAGAUUUAAGUCCGGGUAGAUCUCGAUGGGACGGCGUCGGUGUCGCUUUUUUUAAGUGGAAAUCUUGAAGAGGGGGGCGCGCACAAGAGGCUUUUUGGCACAGCCAGUCACCUGUAGAUGCGCACCUCCUCAACUUUUGCCUGCCUUUUUCGAACUUACUCACGUGAAGUUUUCUCAUUCUCGUUGCAGUCACGGAUACCUACUGAUGUAGAAAAGGUUUUUUUUUUUUUUCCCCCACUGUGACAUCCCGUCAGACGAAAACAUUAAUUUUUCUCUCUGUUUCUUGAAAGGGAGGUGGAGACAACUACCACCCCCCCCCCCUCCAUCCUUGACUGAAAUUACCAACACACUUUGUGCAGUGGAGACUCUUAAAGCACUCCCAAAGAGCUUAAAAUGGAGGCUACCGAAGACUAUUCUGCAAGUAACGGGCAAUGCUCUCCCGGUAAGGAGAACUCGAGAAUGUUGGCGGAUAUGUCAGCACCUAAUGGACAAACAGUUCCUCAAGGUCCUACUUCCCCCCGUGAGCUGAAAAUUAAGCAGGAAGAAGACAUAGCAAAAGAAGUUGACAACAGCAACCCGGCAGCUGAAGAAAUUGGCCAAACAGGGGAAGAAGGAGCAGCACAGGAAGAAUGUCUAGCUGGCAGCCCAGGCAAUGAACAGAAUGACUUAUCAGGGACAAAUGAAUCAGCUGAUGCAGGAAAUCGACAAUCGAACGGUGAGAGGCCGUUCCAGUGCAACCAGUGUGGUGUGUCGUUCACCCAAAAGGGAAACCUGCUGCGACACAUCAAGCUUCACACAGGUGAAAAACCUUUCAAAUGCCCCUUCUGCAACUAUGCCUGCCGGCGCCGCGAUGCCCUCACUGGUCAUUUGCGCACUCAUGCUGUAGGCAAACCCCACAAGUGCAACUACUGUGGACGGAGUUACAAGCAACGUACUUCCUUGGAGGAGCACAAAGAGCGUUGCCACAGUUACCUCCAGGGUAUCAGCUUGGAUCCCUCUGUCAACCCUGGCCCGUACACAGGUGAAAAGAUGGCUCGAUAUAGCUAUCCUGAGAUGGGCUAUGACAUGGGUGUUAAGUAUGAAAAACAGGCUGAGCUGCUACCCGCUCAUAUGAUGGACCAGACUAUCAACAACACCAUGACAUACCUGGGAUCGGACAUUCUGCGUCCCAUCCUCCAUCACCCAGGUCCUCCUCUGUCAAUGGCUGAAGUAGUGCCGAUUGUUAACUCCCCCUUCCACCACGUCCUCCCAAUUGGUCAGCGAACGGAACGUGCCGGGAAUUGUGAGACGCUUCGGCUGCAGCCACCUCAACCCCAUGAGUACCCUAGUCACCCCACUUCAAAUGGCCCCACUCCCAUAAACAGACAAAACAAGCCACCACAAUCCGGACGAGAGGGGUCCCCCAACAACAGUGGCGCUGACUCUGCUGACUCAGCUCGCAGCAGCCCUCAGGACAGGCAAAGCUACCACAACAGCAAUGCCCCUCCCGGCCUUAGGUCCCGAGCCAUCCCCGCUGUGGUCUAUUCAGGUGAGCGGAUUAGGGAUGCGGCACCCAGAAACGGGGCAGGAGUCGUAACGGGGAUAAUGCGGAUGGCCGCGGAGAGGCCCGUGAACCAGGAAGGGGUGCGUGUGUUCGGACGAGAAGGCCACGAGUUGCGAGCCUUCCAGUGCGAGCACUGUCAAGUGCUCUUCCUGGACCACGUCAUGUACACAAUCCACAUGGGUUGCCACGGAUACAGGGAUCCACUGGAAUGCAACAUCUGCGGCCAUCGGAGCAAAGACCGCUAUGAGUUCUCUUCUCACAUAGUCCGCGGGGAGCAUACCUUCCAGUAACAAGAUGUUUCAUGGAGGAGAAGAAUCUGAACCAUAGAAAAAGAGAAAUAAAUGAACAGAGGAAUGGCCUGCGAUCCAUCAUUAUUCCCUUUGAAACUGUAUUGAUGAAUGACACUGCUGACAAGUGUAGCACAAUCAAAGACUUCAUUUUAAGCUACUUAUUAUGAAUUCACAAUUUGCAAAAUCAUAUGAAGGUAUGGGCCAAAGAAACAUUUUCUGCUUAUUUAAUCAAUGUAGAACAAAGAAGGUAAGAUUUUUUUUCUGUCUCUUUUCACUAUGUCAAAAAAAACGUUUUUACCUGUUUAUUCAUCUAAGCUUAUUUGGAAAUGUCUUCUGUUUGUUGCCUCUGCAUUCCUCAUGCUUUAAAUAUGACAAAUGUCACUUUUUGACACUUUGUUAGUACACACACAUAUAACAGGAUACCUUACUGUGUGGUAGGGCUAACUGGAAAUGAGCUCCAGUCGAUCCAGAAACAAUGUCAGGGUUUCACAUAACCCUAAAACAUAAAAAGAAUGCAUUAGCAGGGAAGAAAAGUAUUGGAACUUUUUUUACCUUUGGAAUUUUACAUAUAUGGCUCCACAGAAUGAAGAAAUGAAAGAUAAAGUACUGCAUAACAGCAAUUACUUUUGUAUCAAAACUUAAAACGAUAAGGUAGUAAUGUAAUCAUCUGGAGGUGCAUAAUGUACAGAAAAUGGAGGCAUUAAAUGUAUGCUAUGAGAAGAAGUAUCAAUACUAGUGGCAAACUAAUGUGUCAUUAAACAAACAAAGAAUAGAUUUACAAAUGUAUAUUGGAAUUUGUGAAUUUAGAAUUUACAGUCACAAUUUGUUGGCUGAUCGAGAGCUUUUUGUCACCUUAAAUAGGUCUUUAAGAGUACACUCAAACACAUUUUUUAACUGGAUAUACCAUAUCUGAUACACGCAUCAGAUUUUUUAUAUAUUGGCCGAAAUUGCACUAAAAACAGUCUACCUGAUGCUACCUCUCAUAAUUUGUUUUGUUUAAUGAAAUAGUCACCAUGAUUCAUUUCCAUCAUUAAUUAGUCAUUAUUUUAGGUAAUUCCAUCACAUUAUAAACAGCAGUCCAGUAUUUUAUACUUGUUCCAGUUUUUUAUAUAAAACUAUGUUAGACCAUUUGGAGUUGUUUCAGUAUAUAGUCAGACAAUUUUUCUUCAAUAAUCAUAUAUUUGUAAAUUUUGUCUUAUUUGAAAAUCAAUUUGUGCUUUGUAUUGACACUUGCUUCUCUCCAUCAUAAUCAGCCACAUGUCAUUUGAGGCUUGGCAGGUAAAACCGUGACAGAUUAAGUAAAAGCACGCUGAAAGUUACAGUAAUUGAGGAAGUAGAAUGUUGCCUAAUCGUCUUCGUUCCAACUGUGACCUUAAAAAGGUUCAUUUGGGACAUGUUUUCUCUGCUUUUAGCCUUCUGGGUAUUUCACACAGGUGACUGACUAUGUUUUUUUCCACUGUGGUUUUAUAGAACAGAAUUACGUCCUGGUGACUGAUGAGUGACUUUAAAUUCUUGCACAGCAUUAAAUUCUCAAACUUUGAGCAUCACUGUUUCUUUGAAAGUGGAAAACAGCAUUGAUGGCCUGUUGAUGAUUGCCUGGCAGCAGUAACAAGCCUUAUGACACUGAAAAACACAGGAAGCUCUCUAAUAUAACUCCCUUCAUGCUUUAUACCUUUAUGUUUUUUUUAAUCUGCUCCACCAUGUGAUCUUGGCUCUGCAAAUUCAUGUUUUUUGUAGAAUAGCAAAUACAUUCUUUGUGUUGAGGUUAACACGUUCAUCCUUUUCGAAGAUCAUGAUCAGAGAAAUAUUUUACUGAAGUUGAAGCUCAAAUGUUGUGCCGGCUCACCUCCCAGGAAUUUUUAAUCACAUUAUGCUUUAAUAGACCCCGAUGAUUCGGCUUCUCUCUAAAAACCAUGUCACCAACAAGCUCGUAGACACUAAUGUCUGUUACUUUUCCUCGUUCUCUGGGUCUUGCUCGUUGCGUUGCCAUAGUGUCACCACACUCAUGUAUGACCUUUUACAGCGAGGAUCAAGAAAGGGAAAGCAUGAGCAGGAGGCUAACUUAAGGGAAUGUGGUUGCCACACCAUGUGCAGUAGUAAUAGUCAGAAGGCACUUCUGAAAACUGUAGCAAAUGUUCCAAAUCACCUCCAUAAACCUUUAACAUCUAAGGCUUGUGUAAAGGGCGAUAAGAACAUUACCACUGUAGUACAUUGAAGGAGAUCGUAUUCUGAUCCAUAAGGCCAGGUCUUGCUGUGAAAGGAAUCAGAUAAGACUGUGCCCGGUACAGUUGGUCAUGCACUUUAUGUCUACAGGCAGCAUUCUUUUUUCUUUUUUUUAAAGAUAGUUUAGAUACAAUGGGGAAAAAAGGAGAACAAGUAAUUUGUUUAAAAAGUGAAGCAGUGAUGAUGUACAGACUCACUUCUGUAUCGGAUCUCAAAAGAAAUCAUUUUUAGUUUUACAUGUCUUGUUUUCUAAAAUUAUUUACAGAUGUUUGCUCUUUUUGUUAAAACUUAAUGAUGUUUGCUUUCAUGUUCAGUAUCUUUUUGACUCAAAAGGCAGCUUCUCUGUUGACAGAUUGCCUUUUAGCAUACAAGGCCACUGUUUGAAUAGUUUUGGCAUUGGAAAUUGUUUACACCUUACAGCUGUUUACUGACUAUACAUUCCUCCAUGAUAUUACUACUGUACAUAUUUGUUAUAUGAAAAGCCUUAUCUGUGUAAAAACUAUGUCUUUACAAAACAACCUACCUUUUUAUUUAUCCUUAAAAAUGUAAGAUAAUGAGACCCUGAUUUUUGGAAAAAUCAACAUCUAUCGAUCUAUCUAUCAUUUAACUGAAGCAGCCAUAUGAACAAAAAACGAACAAAAAAAAGCCUUCUAUUGGCCUCAUAAGAGUGAGGAUCUUACUUGAACAUUUAAAUCGCUGAUGUUGCUACAGAUUGUGGGGAUGUAUUUUGUAAAUUUGAAAGGUGAGUGUGCUAAAUGUCUAUUUUUCUGCUGAAAUGUUCCAGUGUGUCUAUGAAGUUUAAACAUGUUUACAGAAUUAUAAAAGACAGGGGUAACGGGUGCGUUGAAUUUUUUUAGAAUUAAUAUCUGCACUGAAUAUUAAGAAUAUCAACAAAUGCGUGCUGAUUGAUCUGUUCUGAAAUUGACUUUCUUAUGUGAGGGCUCUCAGGUAUUUGCAUAGGUUGUGUAUUUUUGUUAAAAACAAUUUAUAUAUGAGGAAAGAGGCACAUGAGUGAAAUUCCUUUCUUUUUUUAUAAAACUGAAUGUGGUUAUAAAAUUUGGACAACUGCUCAGCCCAUAUUUUUCUGUUUUUUUAACUUCUAUGACCUUACAUGAAGACACACCGCUGUGAAAAAAAAAUGUAUAUUUUAAAGCAUGAGUGUCUGUCAAUUAAAAAUCUGGUGUUUGGCUUUGCUUGUGUUGUAAAUUCUAAAAAUGUAAGUCAGACUUUUGUUUUUGUUUUUUCAAUCAUUCAAACUUGUAAUUGAAAUACUUUGUUCUAAGAAAUAAAGUUCUAAGAGAUG